CCUGUCGCUGUCAAAGUAAUCUUCCGUUUAGUCAAGUGACGCCAUUGUGAGCCGUAACGACUUGUGAGACCCGAGAGUUUAAUCUCAAAUAUUUUUACUAAUCUUGAUAAGUUUUUACAAAACAUAAACCAUGGCUGAGGAGAAUAUGCCCACUUUCAAGUGCGUCCUAGUAGGAGACGGUGGUACGGGCAAAACCACAUUCGUAAAACGGCACUUGACUGGAGAGUUCGAGAAAAGAUACGUCGCGACUCUCGGCGUCGAAGUCCAUCCUCUAGUGUUCCACACGAACCGCGGGCCGAUCAGAUUUAACGUAUGGGACACAGCCGGGCAGGAAAAGUUCGGCGGCCUUCGAGACGGUUACUACAUUCAAGGACAAUGUGCGAUCAUCAUGUUCGAUGUAACAUCCCGUGUCACAUACAAGAACGUCCCCAACUGGCACAGAGAUUUAGUGCGAGUUUGUGAAGGAAUCCCAAUCGUACUCUGCGGUAACAAAGUAGACAUCAAAGACAGGAAAGUCAAAGCAAAAACCAUUGUGUUCCACAGAAAAAAGAACCUUCAGUAUUACGACAUCUCUGCCAAAUCAAACUACAACUUUGAGAAACCUUUCCUGUGGCUAGCGAGAAAGCUCAUUGGUGAUGGUAACUUAGAGUUUGUUGCCAUGCCUGCUCUGGUGCCCCCAGAGGUCACAAUGGACCCACAAUGGCAGAACCAAAUCGAGAAAGACCUCAAAGAAGCCCAGGACACCGCCUUACCUGAAGAGGAUGAAGACUUGUAGAUAUAGAUUAAUAAAAUUCCAGUGCCCUCAUAUUCUAAUGUGAUCAGAAGAUAAUUAUAGCCAAAUGCUUGUAAUACAUUCAUUCCAUUAGUUUUGAAAUUGGUUUUAAAUUGUAACAGCAU
This is a messenger RNA of Aricia agestis (brown argus), 897 nucleotides long. It is a transcript of the gene Ran, whose product is annotated as GTP-binding nuclear protein Ran. Gene Ontology annotation, molecular function: GTP binding; GTPase activity. Gene Ontology annotation, cellular component: nucleus; cytoplasm. The record is from RefSeq and is a predicted model, not a curated record. Lineage: Eukaryota; Metazoa; Arthropoda; Insecta; Lepidoptera; Lycaenidae. The transcript is spliced from 3 exons. Bases 131 to 775 code for a protein of 214 amino acids. Gene Ontology annotation, biological process: protein import into nucleus; ribosomal subunit export from nucleus.